Molecule: messenger RNA, 2130 nt
Organism: Cylas formicarius (sweet potato weevil)
Lineage: Eukaryota; Metazoa; Arthropoda; Insecta; Coleoptera; Brentidae
Product: nuclear pore complex protein Nup153-like
Exons: 11
Coding region: 166-1956 (596 amino acids)
Biological process (GO): protein import into nucleus; RNA export from nucleus
Cellular component (GO): nuclear pore
Molecular function (GO): structural constituent of nuclear pore
Source: RefSeq, a predicted model, not a curated record
UCACGAUGGACGGUAUUAAAUCUCGCCAGUGAGAGUCAAGUUUUGACUUUAUGGAUAGCUCCAUGGGAACAUUCAAUAGCGCAGGUCAAUUCCCCAAUACCUCCGCAACUAUCGUUCGGCGAGAAGUUCAGACCUGCUGCUGACACAUGGGAAUGUCCUACCUGCAUGAUUAGAAACAAUAACCGCCAGUCCAAGUGCCUCGCUUGUGAGUCACCCAAACCGGAAAGCAUCGCCAAAGCUGGGUCGUCGGUGUCACAUGACACGUGGGAAUGUCACAUUUGUUUGAUUAGGAACAAAGAUCAGGUUGAUAAAUGUGCGUCUUGCGCAGCGAUCAGACCGGAUGCGGAUGCGGUGAAAUCAUUGCCAUUUAAUGAUGGUUUAAAGAAGUCGGACGACGAAUGGGUCUGCGAGGUGUGCACUCUACGCAACGAGUCGACUGCAGAAAGGUGUGACUGUUGCGAGUCACUGAAGUCUGGCACUCGAACGUCGAGCUUCAGCUUUGGUGUUGACCAACCGCCACCUUUGAAUUUCACAUUCGGUUUGCUGCCGUCUCAGCAGUCGUCUGAUACUGCAAUUACUUCGCCGGCUGUUUUCGGAGUGAAGCCGGUCGUGACAGACACUCCUCCGACGUUCACGUUCGGCCUGCAACCACCUGCUGGAAACCCACCUGGUUCGCUGGUUUUUGGAGGAAACCGUGACGUGACAAAACUUUCCACUGACUCAGCUGAGGGAAAAAAUAGCGAAAUUUUUCCUCCAACUGGUGUGAGGGCACCACCACCACCUGCUUCGGGGGGAGUUUUAUUCGGGAGGCCAGUUUCUCCAAUUCCUGCACAACUAUCGUUCGGCGAGAAGUUCAGACCUGCGCCUGACACAUGGGAAUGUCCUACCUGCAUGAUUAGGAACAAUAACCACCUUUCCAAAUGCCUAGCGUGUGAGUCACCCAAACCGGAAAGCAUCCCCAAAGCUACGUCAAGUGGGUCUGGAAGCCAAUUCACACCGCCUCCAGGCACAUGGGAAUGUCAGAUUUGUUUGAUUAAGAACGAAGAUCAGGUUGAUAAAUGUGUGGCUUGCGCCGUGGUCAGACCGGAUGCGGACGGCGCGAAAUCAUCGUCAUUUGGAGAUGGUGUCGAGAAGUCUGACGAAGAAUGGGAAUGUGAGGCGUGCACUCUACGCAACGAGUCGACGGCAAAGAGGUGCGUCUGUUGCGAGUCACUCAAGCCUGGUGCUAAAACGCCACCUUCGGGUUUUUCAUUUGGGCGGCUUCCGUCGCAAGAGAUGUCCGAGACAGCGACUGACUCCUCGCCUAUUUCUGGCGUAAACCCGGAAGUGACAGAACCCCCAACUACUGCAAGGGCACCACCACCACCCGCUGCUGGGGGAAUUCUAUUCGCGAGACCAGCGCCAACAUUUCAUCCACCAAUGCCAGUUAUAAUACCGUCAAGGCCAAGGCAUUUCGGUAUUCCGCCACCUUUAAAUCGUCCAUCGAUCCAAGUCAAGGAACCAAUUAGAGUACCGAGUCUACCGACCUUCAAUUUCGCCCCAACCAAAACCAGACCAAUGUCAACAGCACACGAGAACGAAACCUACACUGAUAAACCGAAAUGUCCAGCAUUCAACUUUAGACUCGCGAGUGCCUCAACCAUGCGAACAAUAGAACCGCCCCGUUGUUCGUCACAAUAUUUUGGGUUUGGAAGGAACACUUUCGGGUUCUCACAGCCCGACGUGCACAACCGAAACCAACCAAUUCAACUAUUCGGCAAUCCCCAGCCAAGUAUCCCCGCAUUUGGUCAAAUGAAUUACACUGCGGUACCUUUUGGUUCGACGAGGUCUACCAUUCAGCAACAACCAAGUGUUUUUCGCCAAACCAACCGGUUAGGUCUGACUACUGAGGCCAACAACGCUAAUACUUCGUUCAACGUCAUCGGCGGCUCAGGAGUGGCUUCAUUUUCUAAGUAAGUUGAUAGAAGGUCCACGAAGUGCGCAAGUGUGGGACCCAGACUACGAGAUCGCUUCACAGGUGCUAUACAAGGUGUCUCAAAUAUGAAAAUUAAAAAUUAUAUAGAAUGUUGUUACAGCAAAUAAAGAUAAAUAAAUGAUAAUUUUUCACUAACCAACUACUGAUAUUUUUUA